Molecule: messenger RNA, 3009 nt
Organism: Odobenus rosmarus divergens (Pacific walrus)
Lineage: Eukaryota; Metazoa; Chordata; Mammalia; Carnivora; Odobenidae
Gene: CCDC170
Product: coiled-coil domain containing 170
Biological process (GO): microtubule cytoskeleton organization
Cellular component (GO): Golgi apparatus
Molecular function (GO): microtubule binding
Source: RefSeq, a predicted model, not a curated record
AUGGGCGUGGUUUUGAGUAGCUUGGCAUGGGGCGCAGGGCGGAGCGUUUGGGCUGAAGACCAUCCUCUGCCGCCUUGGCUCCGACUUCCCUUGGGGACUUGGACAUCGGUCUCUGCUGAAGUCCUUGGCUUUGUUCUGGCUUCUCAAGGUCCAGCCGUGCAGCAGGUUCCUUAUGCCCAUUCCAAGUCCCUUUACGUCUGUAGUCUUGUCUCUGUGUCCGUUUUUGCUUUCCUUGGGGAAAUGGGGAACCGGGGUAGGGUUUCCUUUCCCUGCGUGAGAAGUGACUACAGAAGGCAGAGUUGCCCGCGGCCCCGUGGGCCCAUCACUCAGUCAUUGUCACUCAUUCCACUCCGAGGAGCUGCAGUUCUUGCUGCCUGUAGGGCUCUCCAGCAGGCAUCCAUCUCCAGGGGCAACAUCGUGGGAAGCCAGGGAGUGCCUUCUCUGCCCAGCAUUGUUACAGACACGGGGGAUGCAGUGCUGGGAAACAGACAUGAGGUCUGCCCUGGUGGAGCUUAUAUUCAAGGGGGAGACCUAAAAACAAGUGUAGAAGGGUGGCUGGCCCUUAGCUCCGCCCAAAGAAAACUCAAUAAAAAUGCUGCAACUUCAUCACUUCUAGUGGCAUUGUUCUGUGAGAAGGAAGCCAUGAGGUCCAGCCUACACAUUCCUGAUAGCAACAAAGCCUCCACAGAGGCCUGCUUUAGCUUAGCAGUUCCCGUGGCUUAUCAAGAAGAGGAUAAGGAUGUCCUCGGCGCGCUCGGUAGGACAGACGAAACAAAAUCAGCUAUGUCUUCUGCUAGUGAAAAUAAUGGCCUUAUAAAGAAGAUGUCUUGUAGUGCCCUGCACUUCAGUGUCCCCUGUUCACCAGCACCUGGCACUUCAGUGGUGUCUCCUAUGUGUGUUGCGUUCACCCUCUUGUUGUGGCUGAGGCCCCCGUUUGCCGAAAUUUACGGCCAUCCCUUGGAAGUCCCAGUCACUCGGGAGCAACUAAACCACUAUCGGAAUGUGGCCGAAAACACUCGAAGUGAACUGGCGGCAACUUUGGUCAAAUUUGAAUGUGCUCAGUCUGAGCUUCGAGACCUCCGAUCCAGGAUGCUUUCGAAAGAAGCCUCCUGUCAAGAGUUGAAAGCUGAAAUGGAGAAUUACAAAGAAAAUAAUGCUAGAAAAUCAUCUCUCCUCACCUCCCUGAGAGACAGAGUUCAGGAGCUGGAAGAAGAAUCAGCAGCACUUACCACUUCUAAAAUUAGAACCGAAAUCACAGCUCACGCUGCAAAAGAGAAUCAGGAGUUAAAGAAGAAAGUUGCAGAACUAGAUGAGAACUUACAAAAGUGUUUAAAGGAAAAUGAGGAGAAUAAGAAUCAAGUCUCGAAGAAUUGCAGGAAACAUGAGGAAUUUCUAGCUCAACUUGGUGACUGCUUAGAUCCAGAGAAGAAGAAUGAAAAGGCAUCAGAUGAAGAUUUAAUUCUAAAGCUUAGAUAGCUUUGCGAGGAAGAUGCAUUCGUGAAAGGACAGAUUGUUACUCUUGAAGAGACUAUAAAUGUCCAUGAGAUGGAAGCAAAAGCUAGCAGAGAAACCAUCACGAGGCUGGUUUCAGAAGUAAAGCAGAAAAAAGCUGCCUCCUGCACCGAGGAGAAAGACAAGCUGAACCAGGACUUGCUCCGUGCUGUAGAGACCAAAGGAGUUCUUGAAAGGGAAGUCAGGAUCCUCCAAGAGAGGCUGCUUGCUGGUCAGCGGGUCUGGGAUGCUUCGAAGCAGGAGCUGAGCCUCUUGAAGAAAAGAUCUUGUGAGUUGGAGAAGAGUCUGGAGGCCAGUCUGGAUGCGGCUGCAGCCUCGAGAAGCCAGUACUCCUCAUUUAGGGAGGAAGUUGCCACCUUGCUUAGAGGCAGUGGGGACAUGACGGGGCCCACGGAGGAUGCCGUUGUGGAAAGGAUCCGAGAAAUGACCAGCCAGGAAGAGAGCAGGAAAAGGAUGGUUUCCCAGCUUGAAGCCCGAAUAUCUGAGCUUGUGGAACAGUUGGGAAAUGAAUCUGGGUUUCACCAGAAAGCUCUACAGAGAGCCCAGAAAGCAGAAAACAAGUUGGAGACUCUUCAGGGUCAGCUGACACACCUGGAGGGAGAGCUGGUUUCUGGAGAUGUUUUGCGAGAUCACUUGAAUUUUGAGAAACAAAAAUAUCUUAAAUUUCUGGAUCAGCUCUCAGAGAAAAUGAAAUUGGACCAGAUGGCUGCUGAACUUGGCUUUGAAAUGCGUCUGGAUGUAGUUUUAGCUCGCACGGAGCAGCUGGUCCGUCUCGAGAGCAACGCAGUCAUUGAAAACAAGACUAUUGCCCACAAUUUACAGAGAAAGCUCAGGACUCAGAAAGAAAGGCUGGAGAGCAAAGAACUACAUAUGAGCCUCCUGCGACAGAAAAUCGCCCAGCUGGAGGAGGAGAAGCAGGUGCAUUCGGCCUUGGCUGUGGAGAGGGAUGAGACCAAUCUCACCCUAAGAAAGUUGCAGAAGAGGGUGGAGAGGCUGCAGAAGGAGCUGAGUGUGUGUCGAGAAGCGAACACGGAGCUCAAAGCCAAGCUGGCUGAGCUGAAGAUUAGAACUUUGGAACAGACCAAAGCCACUGAAGACCUAAAUAAGUCCAAAGACAAACUUGAGAAGAUGGAGAAAGCUGAGAAAAAGCUAAUGUCUGUCAAGUCAGAACUGGGUACUGCAGAGCAUGAGACUCAGGAGGAUAAAGAGGGGGCCAGGAAUAUAAUGGAAGUGGUAACCAGCGAAAUGAAGACACUAAAAAAAUGUCUGGAAGAAGCAGAAACAAGAGAAAAGCAGCUGGUGGACUUCAGGGAGGUGGUUUCCCAGAUGCUGGGCUUGAACAUGACCAGUCUUGCGCUUCCAGACUAUGAAAUCAUCAAAUGUCUUGAAAGACUGAUCCAUUCACAUCAGCAUCACUUUGUCACCUGUGCCUGCCUCAAAGAUGUGACGCCCGGGGGAGAUAGGCACCCACAGAGUCACUUAAAACUCCUUCAUUGA